Messenger RNA from Odocoileus virginianus texanus, 3231 nucleotides. It is a transcript of the gene TPH1, whose product is annotated as tryptophan hydroxylase 1. Gene Ontology annotation, cellular component: neuron projection. The record is from RefSeq and is a predicted model, not a curated record. Gene Ontology annotation, biological process: serotonin biosynthetic process; aromatic amino acid metabolic process. NCBI's taxonomy places the organism in Eukaryota, Metazoa, Chordata, Mammalia, Artiodactyla, Cervidae. Gene Ontology annotation, molecular function: tryptophan 5-monooxygenase activity; iron ion binding.
CGCGAGGCUGCGCGCGGACCUAGCUCACAGCUAAGCAGACCUCGAGGGAACCUUCCCUUAGACACUCCCAAAGAAAAGGGAGUCUCUGAUGCAAAGCCUCUCAGCAACACAUCUUAUCACCUCCACCCCAACACCGGACUAACAGCUCCAGCACAAGGUUGCAACUAACAAAGAGGCAUCGGACCUAGUAGUUCAGAUCCUGUUAAUAGUCGAGAGAAACACCAAAUUGAUCAUGAUUGAAGACAAUAAGGAAAACAAGGACCAUUCCUUUGAAAGGGGAAGAGCAACCCUUAUUUUUUCCUUAAAAAAUGAAGUUGGAGGACUUAUAAAAGCAUUGAAAAUCUUCCAGGAGAAGCAUGUGAACCUGUUACACAUCGAGUCCCGAAAAUCAAAGAGAAGAAGCUCAGAAUUUGAGAUUUUUGUUGACUGUGAUAUCAGUAGAGAACAACUGAAUGAUAUUUUUCAUCUGUUGAAGUCUCAUUCUAAUAUUCUCUCUGUGAAUCUACCAGAUAAUUUUACUGUGAAGGAAGACGGUAUGGAAACUGUUCCUUGGUUUCCAAAGAAGAUUUCUGAUCUGGACCAUUGUGCCAACAGAGUUCUGAUGUAUGGAUCUGAACUGGAUGCUGACCAUCCUGGCUUCAAAGACAACGUCUACCGUAAAAGACGAAAGUAUUUUGCAGAUUUGGCUAUGAACUAUAAACAUGGAGACCCCAUUCCUAGGGUUGAAUUCACUGAAGAAGAGAUUAAGACCUGGGGAACUGUGUUCCGAGAACUCAACAAACUUUACCCAACCCACGCCUGCAGAGAGUAUCUCAAAAACUUACCUUUGCUUUCUAAAUACUGUGGAUACCGGGAAGAUAAUAUUCCACAAUUGGAAGAUGUCUCAAACUUUUUGAAAGAACGCACAGGUUUUUCCAUCCGUCCUGUGGCUGGUUACUUAUCACCAAGGGAUUUCUUAUCAGGUUUAGCCUUUCGUGUUUUUCACUGCACACAAUAUGUGAGACACAGUUCAGAUCCUCUCUACACUCCAGAACCAGAUACCUGCCAUGAACUCUUAGGUCAUGUCCCCCUUUUGGCUGAACCUAGUUUUGCUCAGUUCUCCCAAGAAAUUGGCCUGGCUUCUCUCGGAGCUUCAGAAGAGGCUGUUCAAAAACUGGCAACGUGCUACUUCUUCACUGUGGAGUUUGGUCUGUGCAAACAAGAGGGGCAGCUAAGAGUCUUUGGUGCCGGCUUACUUUCUUCCAUCAGUGAACUCAAACACGCUCUUUCCGGACACGCCAAAGUAAAGCCCUUUGACCCCAAGAUUACAUGCAAACAGGAGUGUCUCAUCACAACUUUUCAGGAUGUUUACUUUGUAUCUGAAAGCUUUGAAGAUGCAAAGGAGAAGAUGAGAGAAUUUACCAAAACAAUCAAGCGUCCAUUUGGAGUGAAGUAUAAUCCGUAUACACGGAGUAUUCAGAUCUUGAAAGAUACCAGGAGUAUAACCAGCGCCAUGAACGAGCUUCAGCAUGAGCUUGAUGUUGUCAGUGAUGCCCUUGCUAAGGUCAGCAGGCAGCUGAGCAUCUGACAGUUACCGGUCCUAAUCCCGAAAGCAUCUGAGCACCAAUUCGGAGGCCUGUGGGCCAACUGUGGCUUUGCUUGAAGAGCUGAUUGUGGAGGGAUAGCAGCCAAACAACAUUCUCUACUCCCAUUCUUUAAGGGACCAUUACUCUUUGAAAACGUGUACCCAGAUACCCCGAGCACACAUCUAGAUAUUUUAGCCACUACUUAUUUUUUUCUUUUGGUAACAGCUUUUGGAAGUAUAAUUCACAUACUAUACAAUUCACUGACCAUCCCAGUUUUUAUAGAGAAUUUGCUUGACCCAAUGGAUAGAUCUGUUCUUAGCUUGAUUUUAUUUUCCCCAGUUCUUCUUGAGUAAAAUGAUGAUCACUUAAAAUACCUUGAUGGUUAUUAUGGAGCUAAUCCAUAUGUUAUCUAAGAUCCUCUUAUUUCUACAGUAUCUUACUUAUCAUCAAAUUUGGGCCAAGCUUAGUCGCAUUCACAUGCCUCAAUUUAAUAGGAAACCAACUCUCCACUGCUAGCCUGAGCAAAAGCAGAGAGAACUUUGCAUAUGAAAUAUGCCUAAUAAAGAGUAGAUAGUCUAAUUUUAAGUGUAAUGUCUUAUAGGGAAAUAGGAGUAUCUAAAUCUAGAAAGGCUGAUUGGGAUAUAAUCAUUAGGAAUAUGUGACUUUAUUUUGUAGGCACUAGGGAGCCCCUGCUGAGUGCCCAUCCUCCUUGGGGAUGGCCUUUUCUUUCUAUGGCGCUGUGUAUGUUUUACACGAUCUGCCCUACUGAGGAGGCCAAAGGGAACUUAGUGGGAAUGCCACUUGCAAGGACCUGAACUCAGACAUGCAGCCCCAGAGAAUGUCCUCAGGUUAGCACGAUACAGUGUUGUUAGAGGGAGAGUUAAAACUGAGACAGAGGAGAGACAUACCAAGUUAAAGUUGGAAAGCAGUGCCAAGCACUUUAUCUCCAAGGUGUAAGGGGAGACCAUAAAUAGGAAGGCCAGGCCUGAGGGCAUAGGGCGGGGAAAUGGGGAAGAAGAUGGUGUAAGAAACGCCAGGAAGGGCAUUUUAGGCCUGACGCUGAAACUGACGGUAGCUAGCACCGGCUUCUAUGUGGUGUCAGCGGUGUAGCACAAGGAGCAGGCCUGGUAUUGACGGGUGACUCUGGAGUCCACAGGACAGGCUUUUAUUUCUUCAGUUUGCUCCCUUUCUCCCCCUACCCACUAAAAGAAGACUUUCCUCAAGUUUCUGCUUUUGGCCCUCUUUUCUCUCUGCUUUCUGUUCAUGGAGAUGUCAUCCGUGUCCAUAACUUCAAUUCUUAUUCCAUACAUCUCCCAUAUUUGCAAUUCUAACUCUUAACACCUGUCUUGAGUUUUUGCCUUUUAAAUCCAACUGCCUACUAGAUGUUGCCAUCUAAUGCCCCAUAAAUUAGGCCAAUGUUGUGUAACUUCUUGUCACACUAUUUACAUAGAAUGAAAUGGGGUUGUGCAAAAUGGCAGCCCUGCCAAGAAUUUUAAACUCUAUAGGUCCAAAAAGGAACUCAGAAUCACCUGAGUAUCGUGCUCCAUCAGUUUCCUCUCCCACUGAUCUCAUUUCUAGUAAUGGUGAAUGAAACUGAAACUGUUAGUCACUCAGUCAUGUUUGACUCUUUGUGAUGCCAUGGACUGUAGACCACCAGACUUCUCUG